AUGACGCUUCCUCAAGUGAAAAGUUCAUCCCCUCUUGUCUUUUCACAUCAAAAUCCACCAACAUGCAGUACUGCCCCCACGGUGGUGUCGUUUUCGUUCGAUGUUGGAAACGGGCCGGUGGAACUGAACGUGCACUCUCCUACCCCCCUGAACGAUGAUCAGUGGCACCGGGUCAGUGCGGAGAGAAACACGAAAGAGGCCAUUCUGCAACUAGACCAAAAAUACAAGGAGGUCAGACCUGCACCUACACAAGGACACACACGCCUGGAGCUCUACAGCCAGCUUUAUGUGGGUGCAGCAGGAGGUCAGAGAGGAUUUCUCGGAUGCAUCCGCUCUCUGAAGUUGAACGGUGUGACCCUUGACUUAGAAGAGAGGGCAAAAGUCACUCCUGGUGUUAAACCUGGCUGUUCGGGUCACUGCACCAGUUUUGGGAUGAAUUGCCGUAACGGCGGCAAGUGUGUGGAGAAACACAACGGCUAUUCUUGUGACUGCUCCACCACUGCUUACGAUGGGCCUUUCUGUUCAAAAGAUGUUGGUGGUUUCUUUGAGGCAGGAACACUGGUCAAGUAUAAUCUGGUACCUGAAGUGGUGGCUGCAGCUUCCAGCCUAGAUGAGAAGAGCGUUAUCCACAACCUUCCUGUCGAGACCAACAUGACACAUGAAGACCUUACCUUCAGCUUCAGCACCUCCACUUCUCCCAGCCUUCUAGUCUAUGUCAGCUCGAAAACCCAGGAUUACAUGGCAGUGGUGCUCCGUCACAAUGGUAUGCUGCAGCUGCGGUACAAUUUGGGUGGUCUCAGAGAACCCUUCAGUAUUGAUAUUGACCAGAGAAACUUGGCCAACGGGCAGUCCCACACCGUCAACAUCUCUCGGGUGGAGAGAGACAUAGAAGUCCAGCUGGAUCAUUAUCCUCCCGUCAGCUACACCCUCCCAGAAGCAUCAGACACACAGUUCACCCUGGUCAAGUCACUCUUCCUGGGUAAAGUCUUUGAAACCGGCUACAUUGAUCCAGUGAUUAUUGAAAAAUACAACACCUCCGGGUUUGUGGGUUGCCUGUCCAGAGUGCAGUUCAACAGCAUUGCUCCUCUGAAAGCUGCUCUCAGGUCCCGUGAUUCUGUUCCUGUCUCUCACCAGGGUAAACUGGUGGAAUCCAACUGCGGAGCUUCACCCCUCACGAUCCCACACAUGUCUGCUGCAACCGACCCGUGGAACCUAGACGCUGGUCAGCACGUCUAA
Messenger RNA from Carassius carassius (crucian carp), 1236 nucleotides. RefSeq names its product contactin-associated protein-like 2. The record is from RefSeq and is a predicted model, not a curated record. The transcript is spliced from 7 exons. Bases 1 to 1236 code for a protein of 411 amino acids. NCBI's taxonomy places the organism in Eukaryota, Metazoa, Chordata, Actinopteri, Cypriniformes, Cyprinidae.